This is a messenger RNA of Oldenlandia corymbosa var. corymbosa, 462 nucleotides long. Lineage: Eukaryota; Viridiplantae; Streptophyta; Magnoliopsida; Gentianales; Rubiaceae. The record is from the annotation of a GenBank genome assembly.
AUGGCACCCAGAGUCAAGCAAACUGCAAGAAAAAGAACCCUGCAGAUUGAAGGGCACGAAUUUCCAUGGGUUCAGCUGGUGUUGCCAUUGGUGCCCAUCCCGGAUUCAGACGAUGAUGAAGGAAAUAGUGUGGAGAUCGAAAGAUGUUUGAAUGAACCAAGGGAAUGGAACCUCUUUCUCACAAACAAGGCAUUAGAAGUUAGUACUGAGGCGAUCAGGGAAGUUUUGGGAUUGCCUAAGGUGAACAAUGACUGGAAAACUGAUGUUGCUAGUCUACCUAUGAAGGAAGAUAUAUGGGAUUCCAUCAAGAGGGUCCUCUGCAAUGAUCAUAAGUACACCAACUGGACCCUGGAUAAGCAUGGUAACCCUAAAUCGUUCGAAGCAAAGCAUCUCAAAGAGCAACACAAGAGCUGGUUCAACUUUGUGUGCACAAAUCUCCUACCCAGCAACUCUCAACAAUAA